AUGCCAAAGCGUUCCGCGACCGAAGUGCUUACAUCCACAAGCCAGCCUGUACCCAAGGCUGCAAAAGUCUCACAAAAUGGUCCAAGACGCGACAAUCUGGUUCCCGAUGAAGCAGGGGAGUUCGAAGAUGAGUGGGAAGACGAAUUCUCAGAUGAGGAGGUCGUAGAACAGCCAGAGGAUGACGAAGAAAAUGAGGAUGGUAUGGAUGUGGACGAAGUACUGCCAGCCAUCGAGGAGGAAGAUGCGCCUGCACCUACCUCAGAUGUCUUCAUUCCUGGCAAACAUAAACUGGAGCCUGGCGAAGAAAUGGAGCCUGAUGACUCUGUUUAUCUUAUGCGACACACACUGCUCGUGGACUGGUCUUGUCUCUCGUUUGACAUUCUCCGAGAUAAUCUCGGUGACGAGCGUCAACGUUACCCUGCAACUGCAUACCUGGUCACUGGUUCCCAGGCAGCAACAGGAAAAGACAACGAGGUGCUAGUCAUCAAAACGAGCUCACUUCACCGAACACAAAAAGACGGAGACGACUCCGAUUCUGACGACGACGAUAACGACGACGAUCUAGACGAGGACCCCGUAGUUGAAUCGCGAAGUAUACCCCACAAAGGUGGUGUUAACAGAAUACGUGCCCAACCGCUACCUCCUUCAUCCCAGUUACCACCAGUUUCGCAACCUUACUAUGUGGCAUCAUGGUCGGAGACCGGAAAAGUACAUAUCUGGGAUGUGCGACCUCUGAUCGAGUCUCUCGAUGUACCCGGGUACAGCGUCGACAAGCGCCGAACCCAAACACCUGUAUAUACGGUGAACAACCACGGUCGAACCGAAGGGUUUGCUAUGGAUUGGGCAAUGACCAACUCCUCCUUGCGUCUCAUUACCGGAGACAACGACUCGAAAAUCUACCUUACCACCUCAUCUCCUUCCGGGUUCAAUACCGCUCCCCAGCCAUUUACGUCUCACACAUCGAGUGUGGAGGAUCUACAAUGGAGCCCUGCCCAGGUCACCAUAUUCGCCUCGUGUUCUGCCGAUUCUACCGUUAAAAUAUGGGACAUUCGGACGAAAGGACGGACGAGUGCUGCAUCUAUCGACUCUGCACACGAAAGCGACGUGAAUGUUAUAAGCUGGAACAAAUCACAGGACUACCUGCUGCUCAGCGGCGGUGAUGAGGGUGGACUAAAAAUUUGGGAUUUGCGAAACAUAAAAACCCCAGGAGCUGCUCCAGUCUCUUUCGACUGGCAUAAGGGACCUAUCACAUCCGUCGAAUGGCAUCCAACAGACAACACAGCGUUUGCUGCUUCCGGCGCAGACAAUCAAAUAUCAUUGUGGGAUGUUUCUGUAGAGCCAGACGACGAUGAGAUGGGCGGGACAGGUGGGACCCCAGAGCAGGAGGUGCCUGCUCAGUUGCUCUUUAGUCACUACCAGCGGGACACUAAGGAGGUCCAUUGGCACCCGCAAAUACCAGGGACGGUAUUUUCAACCGCAUACGACGGCUUCGACAUCUUCAAAACCAUUUCAUUGUGA
Molecule: messenger RNA, 1518 nt
Organism: Mycena indigotica
Lineage: Eukaryota; Fungi; Basidiomycota; Agaricomycetes; Agaricales; Mycenaceae
Product: Glutamate-rich WD repeat-containing protein
Exons: 4
Coding region: 1-1518 (505 amino acids)
Molecular function (GO): protein binding
Source: RefSeq, a predicted model, not a curated record